Messenger RNA from Haemonchus placei, 195 nucleotides. The record is from the annotation of a GenBank genome assembly. NCBI's taxonomy places the organism in Eukaryota, Metazoa, Nematoda, Chromadorea, Rhabditida, Trichostrongylidae.
AUGUCGGUAAUUAGAACAAACUUCAACCUCAAGAUGGAAGCUGGUACCUUCACGUUGUGGUCCGCUGAACCCGUCGCUAGCAAUGAUCCUUCAUCGUUGAAUUUCAUACAUAGUAUAGGAGCGGUAUGCAUAGUUUUCCAGGUACGAGCAAGGGUAGGUGUUUCAUCAGAAAUGGCAUAUUCGCGGAUAACUUGA